AUGGUUGAAUGGACUGAUGCUCAAAUCCGUAUACUUAUUGAUGAGCGUAGAGAUAGAAACGGGGAAUAUCAUAAUUUUGGAAAGAAUCGAAUCAAAUUUUGGGACAGCAUCGCAACCAGAAUUAAUCAAGAACUUAACACGAGCUUUAAUGGUCACCAAUGUAAAGAAAAGUUUAUGAAUCUUGUCCGGGAUUAUAAUUCGAUGUGUGAUUAUAUGGCAGGAAAUCGAAGAGCACGAAGAAGUCGAACGGGUGCGCAAUAUUUCAAUGAAUUCCGUACACAUUUUUGGGAGAGGCCUGAAGAUGAUUUCGAUAGAAUCCGUAACAUGAACACUUCAAACCGUAGACAACGUAGAAUUAGGAGGAAUAAUACACCCGCACCAUCUACUGGAGAAGUUGAACAUGUAUUAGGUCAAACAUCACCCGAUAAUCGAAGAAGCCGAAGAACUUCCAUUGAUAGUCGAAGAAGUCGUAGACGGUCAGCAUCCCCCUCUCAUAAUCCUAAUGUUGGAGCCACAGAUGAAGCGCAAAAUAAUAAUUCUUCAGAAAUGAACCAGAGUCAUGCCGAUUCCAAUAAUGUACCAUCCAAUUUUUCGGAAGAACCAACACGGCAAAAUAUGAAUUUAUCAGAGAACGAAAGUGAUGUUAGCAUGCAUGAUGUAGGCAGUAGCCAACCGCUCUCUCAUAUGGAAUCAAUAAAUGAGGAAGAAAGAUAA
Messenger RNA from Diversispora eburnea, 714 nucleotides. Lineage: Eukaryota; Fungi; Glomeromycota; Glomeromycetes; Diversisporales; Diversisporaceae. The record is from the annotation of a GenBank genome assembly.